GCAAUCCACUCAGCGUCCGUCAGCCGCAGUCCAGUCGGAGUCGUGUGGUUUGUGAUGUUGGUGGUACAAGGAGUUGAGUGGGUCCGAGUCUGGCAGUUCAAUAGGUCGACUAAAUGCGUGUAGCAAUACGGAUUCGCGUUGGUCAUCAGUAUUUCAAGGCCAAGACUUGCGCAUUGUGUUUGGCACAAUACAUGUGGCAUGAGAAACAGCCACUCAAUCUUACUAUGCGCAGCCUGUGUUGGAUACGAUCCGUCAAAUGGUAAAAGUAACCAUGCACGACCGGUGUCACGUCCGUGCUGUGUUUCCCCCCAUAUCUAAUCAGCAGAUCUAAAGAAGUUACAUCAGGACUAUAGUGCCAUUGGUUUGAACGAUGACACUUAUUUACCACAUGAUCACGAAGUGUGAAAUUUUUAUCUGAAUGAAAUACAGCGCUAUGGUUCCCGCGGAUGUGCGCGGAGUCCAGACUGACAGCUCGCACAAUGCCGAGGCAAAACGCUGGCCUUGUGAUGGUUCAGUGUGGAGCUUGCGUUCGGAGCAGCCCACGCCCAGCUGUGAGAGCAGCACCUUGGAUGUGCUCAAGCUGGAUACUGAUGAGCUUGCUAACCAGUUAACGCUCCUAGAUGUGCAAGUGUUCUUGAAAGUUCACCCACAGGAGCUGGCUGGCUGUGGCUGGAACAGGCGAGAAAAGGUUCAGCUAGCUCCUAAUGUUGUUGCUCUGACUGGCCGAUUCAACCAUGUGAGCUUGUGGGUGGUGCAGUCAGUGUUGUGCGAGCGGUCGGUUGGACGACGGGCGGAGCUGCUGGGCUAUUUUGUGCGGCUGGCUCAGCAGCUGCAGCAGUUGGGCAACCUGCAUGGUGCUUGCGCCAUCGUUUCAGCCCUGCAGAGUGCUCCACUUUUUCGGCUCACCAAGACCUGGGCACAGGUGGGCCGUCGUGAGCGCCAGCUGCUGCAACGGCUUGCUUCCCUUUUUUCGGAAGAGGAUAACUUUGGUUCCCAGCGGAGUCGGCUGCGGAGUGCUCUGGCUCGUGGCAGCCCUUUUGUGCCACAUCUGGGACCCUACUUGCGAGACUUGCUCCACAUGGAACUUUGUGCUCCCCAGAAUGAUCGAGGCGCAGCAAAUGUCUCCCUUCUGGGCUGCUUGGGUGCUCUACAGAGCUCCUGCCAGCGCUUCGCUCUGAACCCAAACGCAAGCCUCCAGGCACAACUUAUGCAGCCCUUCUACCUUGAAGAACUACAGAAGUUCCUUCAGGAAGAUUCAUACCGAGAGUCUCUGCGUCUGGAGCCCCCUGGGCGACAAGCAAGUUUGACACUGCUGGCACCGCCAUCAGAACCCAGUCCACCUUCAGGAAGUGCCAACAGGCCUCCUCGCUUCAUUCCUGGUCAUAGAAAAGCUCGCAGCUUAGGAACUAAUGUGUUGCUGAGUGGCCCAUCAACCACAAGCAAUGGAUGGGGGGAUGCUGCAGCCCCUGAGCAGAAGGGUCGCCUGCUGCUGGAUGACAGUGUGGCUGAAGGUGCCGGCACUGUUCUGUGGCGGCCAGCAGCCCUGGAGCUUUGGGAGCCUCCGGCACCACUCUAUGGGUGGGAGGAAGAGCUGGCCACUCAGCCAGCUAGCUGCCAGGGUUGUGUGCGCAGAAAAACUCUUCUUAAAGAUGGUCGUCGACCUGCUAUGUCUUCAUGGCUGCGCUACUGGGUGGAGCUGCGGGGAAACUCCUUAGUCUUCUACUCUCCCAAGUCACUGCUGGCCAAAGAGCGCUCCGAUUUCAAGCGUCAACCCUGUAAGCAGAGCUGCAUUGCGGGCUGGGUGGUGCUCGCCUGCCCAGAGUCGGACUCCUUCCAGUUGUUGGACCCUGCUCGAGGAAGUCGUUACAAGUUCCGGCCAGCUGUGGGCAGCUCAGCCCAUGAUUGGUGUGCCUGUCUAAGUGCUUCUGCUGGCACAACACUCUAGACAGCUCCUGAGGUGUGCAAUGAAUGCUGGUGGAUGCAUUAAGCCAGUGCUAUCAGCCGCCACUGUAUUAUACUGAAAAGUAUCAUAAAUUAUUUUGAUACUA
Dermacentor andersoni is the source of this 2048-nucleotide messenger RNA. RefSeq names its product ras-specific guanine nucleotide-releasing factor RalGPS1-like. Gene Ontology annotation, molecular function: guanyl-nucleotide exchange factor activity. Gene Ontology annotation, cellular component: plasma membrane. The record is from RefSeq and is a predicted model, not a curated record. Gene Ontology annotation, biological process: Ras protein signal transduction. Lineage: Eukaryota; Metazoa; Arthropoda; Arachnida; Ixodida; Ixodidae.